Molecule: messenger RNA, 1668 nt
Organism: Colletotrichum truncatum
Lineage: Eukaryota; Fungi; Ascomycota; Sordariomycetes; Glomerellales; Glomerellaceae
Product: benzoate 4-monooxygenase cytochrome p450
Source: RefSeq, a predicted model, not a curated record
AUGGGCUCAAAUCAACCCCGCUGGCCAGCACCAAGUGCCACUGCAUUCGGCAGUGUUUACCCUGAUUUGGAUUUGAUAACUGAAAGCCCGAAUCCGCUGUCUUGGCCUGUCAGCAAUACAACAAAUCCAAGCCUUAUCUCGCAUGAAGAUAACGCAGCAUGGAUCGAUGAUGAUCUUUCAAAAGAUGAUCCAGCUCGCGAGCUAAAUAAUCUUCAGUGGCCACUCCCUGGGCCAGUUACGCGGCCAUCAGACAGCAUCAACUGGUCUGAAAUUGCCAAAGAACAAAACCGAAGAGAACAACGGAGCCUUCCCCGGAGAAGAAGUCGAUAUCGCUAUAUUCAGUCAGAGAAUAGAGCGGUACCGAUACCCACCCCCGCCUCGGCCUCAUCCCAAGAAGGCCAACAAGAAUCAGAUCCGUUGCAGCGAUGGAAGGAUUCACCACCCCAAGACGAGCCAGCCUGUAUGGAAGCCAUUCAUGAUGCUCUCAGAACAACUCUCGUCAAUCCUGAGGGUGGCAACACUCGGUCCACGCCAAGAUACUCUCAAGCAAACUCGGGGACAAGUUUUGACAGCGGUGAUAGUGGCUCUUCCAUACACUCUGCUAGCUCUGUCUGGUCUGCAGGAUCAGAAUCUUCCGCAGGUCAGCGUGCUGGAUUUGGCCCGUUAAGUCGUACUCGUCAGGGCCGCAUCGGGAAAAAACGUGCAGCGAGCGCCGCCUCGGCGAAAGAUAGCCGUCCGUUUAAGUGCACCUUCUGUUGUGAUAGCUUUAAGACAAAGUUUGACUGGGCUCGACAUGAAAAGUCCCGUCACCUUAACCUGGAGUCUUGGCUAUGUACUCCUCAAGGGGGAUCCGUCAUCUCAACAGUAACAGGCCGGCUUCACUGCGCAUACUGUAGCUAUAUGGAUCCCUCGGAUGACCAUCUCGAAGAGCAUAACCACAGCGCUUGCCACGAUCGGCCAAUUGAAGCGCGCUCAUUUGGACGAAAGGAUCAUCUCGUGCAGCAUCUGCGCGUUAUGCAUAAGCUAGAGAAGCUGCCUCAAUUCAAUAGCUGGAAGGUGCUUGCCACAGAGGUAGAAUCCCGAUGUGGAUUUUGCGAUUUGCAACUUUCCACUUGGAACAAGAGGAUCGACCAUCUUGCAGCACACUUUCGCAAAGGACUGACGAUGAAAGACUGGAAAGGAGAGCACGGAUUCUCACCAACAGUAGCAGGAAAAGUCAUUCAUGCUCUCCCUCCAUAUUUAAUAGGGUCGGAGUCUUUGAGCGUUGUUCCCUUUUCAGCAACCAAGCAGGGUACCAGGGACCACUUCGCACAGAUCUCCUCCCGUACCCAUGGGUUCAAGGAAGAUCAAACAGCGGAUUCUACGCAAAUAGAAAGGCCCGUGUCGAUUGCUUCAUCGUCGAUAUUGAGCUCAAGAGCCGCUACAUCGAAAGCGUUCACCGAAAUUUUGGAGCGGCAUUUGAAGCAUUUUGCGGAGGAGCAUAUAUCGCAGGGCAUUUUCCCUACCGAUGAGAUGUUAAGACAGGAAUCAAGAAGGGUCAUAUAUGACAGCGACCAUGAAUGGAACCAAACCGUUGCAGAUAAUUCGGAGUGGCUGGCACAGUUUCGCAAGCGGAACGGCCUCGAUAACCACAAGGGUGGCCAAGAUGAUAACAUGCAAGAGAGUUGA